This is a messenger RNA of Rhopalosiphum maidis (corn leaf aphid), 10452 nucleotides long. RefSeq names its product vacuolar protein sorting-associated protein 13A-like. Lineage: Eukaryota; Metazoa; Arthropoda; Insecta; Hemiptera; Aphididae. The transcript has 56 exons. Gene Ontology annotation, cellular component: extrinsic component of membrane. The record is from RefSeq and is a predicted model, not a curated record. Gene Ontology annotation, biological process: protein retention in Golgi apparatus; protein targeting to vacuole. Bases 1 to 10020 code for a protein of 3339 amino acids.
AUGUUUGAGGGUAUUGUUGCAUCGUUACUGAACAGAUACUUGGGCAAGUAUAUAGAAGAUUUGGACCUAGAAAACUUAAAUGUAGGCAUAUUCGGAGGGAAUGUUUUUCUAUCGAAUUUAAAGUUAAAAACUGAAGCUUUGUAUGAAUUUGGACUACCCAUAGAAGUGAAAGCUGGAUCAAUAGGAAAAUUCAAUGUGAACAUACCAUGGAAUGGACUUUCGAGCCAACCAGUAGUUAUAAAAAUCGAAGAAAUAUUCAUAGUCGCAGGGCAAGUUAUCGAUAGAGAAUGGGAUACGGAAUUGGAAAAACGUUUGGCGAGAGCUGCAAAGAAAAGAAUUUUAGAAAGUAUAGACAAUUUAUCAAUAUUUGGAAAUGGUUCGAUGGAAAAUGGAGGGUUUCUUGAAACACUUAUUACAACUGUUAUGAAUAAUUUGCAAAUAUAUAUCAGAGGUGUUCAUAUUCGAUUUGAAGAUACAGUGACUAAUAUAGAUUCACCAAGAGCUCUAGGCCUUUGUAUACAAUCAAUUUCACUGGAAACAACCAACAGCAAAUGGAAACCAAUUUUGUCACAGCAACAUGGGCAGACUUCAGUGUAUCAAAUUGUCAAAAUUGAUUCUGCUUCUUUUUAUUGUAAUACAAUGUGUUCAACUUUAUUGUAUUCUAAUAAAAGUAUGGUAUCAGAUUGGCAAGAUAUAAUGAGAUCAGGUCUAAAUAACUUUAAUAUAAAUGAAGAACCCUUAGAAUUUAUAUUGAAACCAGUUGUUUUAAAAAUAAAAAUUAUUGUCAACAAGUCGAAUGAAGUCAGAGUUCCUAAAUUACUUGUUGACUUUGUUCUUCAAGAUGCAGCUUUACAAAUGUCAAGGAAACAAUUUGUAGCACUGAUGGAAACUGUAGAGUUUAUGAAAUUAGCAGAGAUUAAUAGAUUAUAUCGAGAUAUUCGCCCUACAAAUACUGAUCUAAAAGAUAAUAAAAGUUGGUGGAUAUACGCCUAUAAAUGUGUUUUACGUCAGAGAGUUACAUUACUGUGGAGUAAAAUUAAAAAGCAUAGGAGGAAUUAUAAAAGUUACAUAAAUGUAUAUAAAAAAGUUCUUGUAAAUCCAAAUGAUACUGAAUUAAAAAUAGAUUUGCAAAUGCUUGAAGAUGAAUUGGAUAUUUUUAAUUUAGUUUUAGCAAGAGAACAUGCUAAAAUUGAGCUUUGUGAAGAGAAUCCAGAAAGUGUUACAAUUCAAGAAUCCCAGUCAAAAUGGUGGGGUCCAAUAAAUGCUAAGCCCAGGUAUCGUCUAUGUUUAACAUCUGAUAAAUCUAAAACAUUUUGGAAUUUACUUAGUCAAUCAGAAAAAGAUCGGCUUAAUGAUCUACUGUAUAAGACUGGUGGAUCAGAAACCCCUAAAUAUGAUAAACCUAAACAAUACAUAGAACAUAAGAUAAAUUUAACUAUAGCUAACUGUCUAGUUAGUUUAAUAAGUGGUUCUAACGAAUUAAUGGUUAUCACAAUUGGCCAUUUAAUGAGUAGUCUUGAAACUAGACCAUCUGCUAAAGCAUAUAAAAUAUCCACGAGAAUUGAAAGUAUAAAUGUUGAAGCUUCUGUUGAGUAUAGUCUGGUUCCAAUAAUAGAUACAUGUGCAAUGAGAGGAAAUUCCUCAAAAUAUUUUUUGAGUAUUGACUUUGAAAAAAAUCCACUUAAUUCAGAAGCAGAUUAUGGAUUGAAUGUUACAUCAGAAUCAAUGGAAGUUGUUUAUCAUGAAUUUGCCAUAUCUGCAUUACUGAGCUUCUUUUAUUAUAAUCAAAAAAUAAACAUUGAAUCUGUUAUUGAAAAGUUUUCUCAGAUAAUAUCUAAAACAUUUGUAAAACUAUUUAAUUCUAACAGACCAGAAUCCAAGUUUAGAAAAAUUCUAUUAAACAUUGAUCUUCAAUUACCAUAUGUUGUAAUUCCAGAAUUUGGCUCCAUUCAAAAGGGUGAAAAUUUAAUGGUGAUUGAUUUUGGUGGACUUAAAAUCAAAAGUGACUUACAACCAGAAACCAUUUGUUUAGAUGAUGUCACGCAAAUGGAAAUGGAAGAAAAAUUAUAUGAUCGAUACCAUAUUGAUAUUGAUGGGUUUCAAUUAAUAUUUUGUAAUUCAGAAAACGACUGGAGAAGUUUAAAAAAUCAAAUGGAUUCAUCAUUACACCUUUUGGGAAAGAGUGUUACACAAAUUGUCAUAUCGAAUAGCAUAAGACCAGAAUAUAAACAAUUAGCAAAAAGAAAAAUUAAUAUAUCCGUACAAAGUGUUAGGUUCAACUUAUCUGAUCAAAAGGUUAACUCCAUUUUAGAUUUUAUUGAAAAUACACCAAUACCUACAAACCAUGUUUCUUCAGCAACAUUAAAAAAACAUUAUAGUGAUGAUGAUGAAGUUUUUGCAUUAGAUAUGAUAAAUUUGCAUCAAAAGAUGGAUGAAUUACAAGAAUUGAAAUCUACUUUGGCAUUUUAUCAAAAAUUUAAAGGCAUUAGUACCAGAUCAACUGAGGAAAGAGCUGAAGUAAAAAAAGCAUUUAAGGCUGUGGACAAAAGAAGUAUUGUGUCAUCAGAAAUUAGUGAUGAGGAAUUCGCUGAACUCUGGGCCCGAACGGUUGAUUUACCAGGUUUUGAUGAUAAUGUGUCUCCAAAUAAUACCAUAACAUCUCUUUUUAGAUGUGUCAUGGGAGAAAUUUCUAUUAAUUUCCAUUAUUCAAAUGAUAAAUCAGAAAAUUAUUUUUUAAAUUUGACAUUUAAACGUUUUUGUUGUGAUUUGGCAAUUAUGGAGUAUGGGCCAGCUGUGCAAAUGUCAAUUGGAUCAAUUAUUCUAUCUGAUUUACAACAUGUUUGCAAAAGUGGUGAAUUUGUUCAAUUAUUUUCAAUAACAUCCGAUUGUUUAGUACAAGAAUCUACUAAUUUACUUUACAGAAAAGUAAGAGCUGAUUGUCCUGAUUUCAAAAGUCAUUUCCACAGUGUAGAAAAGUCUCUAGUAUUAGAUUUAAAUCAAGUAUCAUUUGUGUUUCAUAGGACUGCAUUUAUAAGAUUUUACAAAUAUAUACAAUUUAUUAUACAAAAAUUUUACAAUAGACAUAUUUUCUCAUCUUUAACAAUUGAAAAUAUUCAAAAUUAUAUAAACAAUUGUUUUUCUAACCACGAUCCACCUGUACCACAAGGAGCAACAAAGUUUAGUUAUUCUGCUAGAAUUUCAAAUUGUAAUAUAUUAAUUUGUGAUACUGGAUUAGAAUUUUUGGAUGUUAAGAUUGGUGGCUUAGAAAGUGAUUGCACGUUUAAAGCUAAUGAUCGGAUGGUAUUUAGAUUUUAUGUGAUGAAAAUGAGCAUUGAUGAUUUAUCUGAAAUUACUUUAUAUCCAAAGAUACUAUAUACAGAUGAAGAUAAGUUUUUGGAAUUCAAAUAUGUGCGCCAUAAUCCAAGACUUUACAAAACAAACAUUGAAGCACAGAAAGAUGAUGUUAAAUCAGAUGGAAGUAUUAAGUUGUACAUAGGACAAGUACAUAUAACAGUUUUAUGCAGUAUUUUAUUAGAUUUUCAAUAUUUCAUGGAUCCUAUUAUUUCUGAAGAACUUGUUGAUUUUGGUCGACGUUUACGUAAAGUUUUAUUCCCAUUUACUCCAGAUUUUCGAAAUGGAUGGAAAAGUAAAAUGCAUCUGUCGAUAUGUUUACAUUUUCCUGUAGUAUUAUUUCCUCAGAAUAUUACCUCUCCCAACGUUAUUUUAUGCAGUUUAGGAGAUCUUACAGUGGAAAACUUUUUUAAAGAGCAAUCAAAAAAAGAUUAUGACAAUUUAGAUAUUGUUGAUAAUAUUUUAGUUAAUUGGGAUGCAAUUAAUGUAUCUAGAGCAAUCAUGACAUUAGAUGGAACAGUCAUUACUCAAGAACCUAUGGUAGAACCUUUUGGAGUCCGCUUGAAUAUUAAAAGAAAUACUACAAACAAACUUUUAUAUUGGAUGAAUGGAGGAAUUGAUAAUGUUCAAAUUAAUUUGGGACAGAAAGAUUUUGCAACAUUUUUACAAGUUUGGGCAGACAAUUUUGAGUAUGGUCAUUGCAUUGAUGAAAUAUUGAGUAUGAUGAUGCCACACAUUUCUGGGAUUUUGGAAGAUCAAGAUUUAAAAAAAAUACAAGUGUUUUUCAAUCAUGAAACCUCUAUUCAUGAAAUCGAUUUCAAAUUUUCUAUAGACUGUGUCCAAAUUGCACUUUUUGCAAAUUCAGAUGAAAUAUUAAGUUCUCCAAUUAGAGAUAUAAAUCAUUCGUUGUGUAGAUUUGAUUUAGAUGAAAUAAAUAUUAAGAUAGAUAUGUUUUCAGACGAUAGAGUUAUUUUAAAUACUACAGUACAACGAUGUUUGUUAGAAGACACCAGGAGACAUAAUAAAUCUGAAAAAAUGAUUUUUGAACCUAUUGGUCCGUCAGAUUCAUCUAAUGAAGUACAUAUAUCUGUAUCAACUCCACCGUUAUUUGAUUUAUCUUUUGAAAAGACAUAUUCAGGUGAUAGAACAAUUCAUAUUCAUUUGGAUAAAACAAGAUUGAAUAUUUCUGUUCCAUUUGUUAUGGAAUUAACACAAUUUGUAUUUGACUCUUUACCAAUAAAAAGAAAAAAUACUGAUGGUAUUUUGGUAUCUCCAAUGGUUAAUAUAGAUGGUCAUAGGAAAUACCGAGAUGAAAAGCCAUCAGUAGACAGGAGACAAUUAAAUAUUGAAAAACAAUCAGCUUUAACUAUAUCUGUUCGUUUUGGUCGUCCUGAAAUAGCAAUUUUACCUCCUGGAAUAGAAGAACUAGAUAUUCGAGAUCAAGUACUUUUAUGUCGAACAGAGUUUCUUUUAGAUUAUAGCCGUCAUCCAGGACAUGAAGAGCGACUUGUUUGUUCAUUAUCAAAUUUUCAUAUUUUAGCUGCUUCAAAAAAAAGAAGAGCUGAGAAGAUGGUUUUACACCCAUGUGACAUAGAGUUUUCAAGAACUUUAAAAUCAGGAGACCAUGAUGCAAUUGAAAUUUUAAUUCGUUCUAGUCCAUUAAAUGUACAUUUAUCAACUAGUACAGUUCACAUUAUUCUUAAUGUCAUUGACUUUGUUGAAUUAAAUUAUGAUGAUCAUUUUGAUUUUGGUGGAUCAUCUUAUUGGGAAUUUAAAAACGAUGAUUUAUGGACUCCAAAAUCCAUAGUACCUAGUUAUGUACCUAACAAAUUGGUAUCUAAAGGAACAUUUUUUUCAUUUUUCCAAUCAAAGUUUUCUGAUACUAUGGAUGUGAAAUCAGAAAAUCUUGAACUCUAUGUACAAGAUAUAAAUGUAUCUUUAGAAAUAGAAGAACUAGAUUUAGAAGACAUUCCUAUGAUCAUGUUAAAAUCAUCACUAAAGGUUCAAGUAAAAGAUUGGUCAGAUCAGUUUCAUUUAAAUGGGAUUCUAAAUUUAAAAGCUUCAUACUAUAAUUGUAAUUUAAGUGUUUGGGAACCAUUUAUUGAGCCUUGGAAUAUUACAUUGAAAGGUUUCCUGGGUAAGUUCAAUUUAAAAAAUAUUGAUUUGGGUGAAAUGAUACAAUCUUCUCAUCAAUCUAUUGCGGAUGGUGAGAGUGAAAGUUCUGAUGACGAAAGUGAAGCUGAAAUGAAAUUUAUUAGAAAAACAGUGAAGUCAAGGGAAACUUCACUUGAAAAAUGGUACUCCGAUGAUUCAGAUUCAGAUCAAGAUACUGGAGUUAUGGAUAAAUUAGCUAAAGCUGUUACACAUUUAAUUUCUGAUGAAUUUAGUGAUGAUGACUUAACAAAUUCAGAUUCUAGUGAUGAAAGUGUAGUUGAACACGAAUCCAAAAAUAUUAUUCAAGAAAGGAUUUUAAAGAAAAAAAUUAGUGAAUCUAGUGAUUCUGGUUUAGAACAUGAUUCCGAAGAACUAGAAACAUCAACAUAUAUAAUUAUUGAAACAGAGAGACUAGAAGUAUCGUUUACUCCAGCUAAUAUAUCUGUUAUUGACACACUGAUAAAAUCAUUGUACAAUCCAAAAACUGAAGAUUGUGAUUCAACUGAAAGUUUUGUUCUUGUUAACGACUUGGCAGUGAGAUCUAUUGUUAUGUUAUAUCAAAAAACUGAGAGAGGAUUAGAAAAAAUUUUAGAAGCAAUUGAUGGAUCUAGAACAUCUUCAAUAUCAAGACAAAGUAUGUCUAACGAUUGUACUUUUGUAAAUAAUUUAACAAAAAAAAUGAAUUAUGAUAACAUUGAUGACAAUUCUAGUGAAAUGAUGUACAAAAAAAUAACUGAUUAUCAACUUAACAUAAAAGUUGAAGGUUUUGAUGAUUUAAUUGUGGUUUGUCCUAAACGUACAUGUAAUAAAUUACAUGCUCUUUCUCCAAUAAAAAAUGACACACGGUAUUGGAUUAUGUUAUCUGUAGUGUCAAAAAAGUUGAGCCACAUAAUAACUAUAAGAUCUCCUCUCAUGUUGAAAAAUGAUACAUCAUAUCCUUUGAUGAUUCAUUAUAACCACACAGAAGCAAUAGAUACCUUUGAAAUGGAUUCUGGAGUUGUAGAAGAGUCUGAUAAUCCUUUUGAAUCAAUAUGUUCUUUGGCAAUUCUUGAAGCUGGAUCAGUUUUUAAUGUACCAAUAGCUUUAGCAUAUCAUUCAAAACUGUUCUUAUCCCCUGCUAAUUUGCAGAAUUAUCUUGUUAGUGAUAGUGGUGUUUGGUGGCCAGAUUUAUCAAUUGAUACCAGUUACGCAAAAGAAUUAGUAUGUGCCACAUCUAAAGCUGACGAUCAACCAAAUUUUUCUGUUCGGGUUGUUUGUGAGGAAGGAGAACCAGUAUUUAAUCGUGCUUCAAGAUCAGUUCCUAAUUAUACACUAAGAGCAGUUCCACCAGUAGUCAUACAUAAUUUUCUCCCGUUUGCUAUAGAAUUCAGUUUCCCAAAUUUCAAGCACCACAUUGAAGCUUCUGAGAAAAUUGAUGUUUAUAUGUUAAAUAUUACACACAGGGUUUUAAAAACUGAUUUAAUUGUACCAUCAUAUCUUGGUAUAUCAUGGUCCGGAAGCUUUAGCUUACGAAAAGAUAUGAACGAAAAAACAGUUAACAUGAGCACUGAGCAUGAUACUGAUGGUGGUAACAAGCAUUUAAAAAUCGCAAUAAAAAUUACAAAUGAAGAUUCUUGUCGUAUUUUUAUACAUUCACCAUAUUGGGUCGUAAAUAAGACAGGAUUACCAUUACAAUUAAGAGGUUCACGAUCAGAUAUUGUGUAUGAAUCACACACUGAAGAACCAAUUUUGUUUUCAUAUAAAUGCUUAAAAAAGAGAUGCAUUAAACUUAGGGCAUAUCACUCAAAUUGGUCUUCAGCAUUUUCAAUGGAUACAGUGUACUGCCCGGGACUUGUAAUUUGUAAAGAUAAAGAACGACAGAAAAAAUAUAGAAUUUUAAUGAAGCCAAUUUUAUCUCAUCUAUGUCCUCACUUAACAACAAUUGUCACAUUUUUACCAAAUUUCUCUGUAGUAAAUUGUUCUAGCAGAAGCUUACGGUUCAUGGAGGAUAAUCAAGAAGCAGAUUUAUGGACAGACAUUUUACAAGGACAGACAUUACCGUUUUGGCCUGAAACUGAUUCAAUGAGGAUGUUUGUUAAAUUUCGAGAUAGCAAAUCCGGAUCACAACAUUUUUCAAUUACAAAAGAACAACAGACCGUUCUUAGAAUGGAUAGAGGACGAGCUCUUGUAGUUAAAAUAACAGGUGGUGGUGAAAAUCCGUUUUUAAUAAGUUUUCAUAAAUUUCGCCAAAAUGAUGCUCCAGUAAGAGUUGACAAUAUGUGUGAUGAGAUUUUUCUAAAAAUUCAUCAAAAAAAUUUGGGUCAAGUAUGUGUAACAUUACUAAGACCUAAUCAAUCUAUAUUAUACACUUGGGAUGAUCCUACUGAAGAACGUGUGCUUUACUGGAAUGCGUAUAGCAACAAAUCUAAAGGUUUUGUAGCAAAGCAUGAAAAAGAUGGAUUUGGACAGGAAAUAAUAAGUUUCCGUCAAAUCAAACCACCUGAAGCCGCAAAUAACAACUUAAAUUUAAUUAAAUUAAUUACAAAUCAACCUCCAGAACCCACUGGUACAAGUGAUGCUGAAACUUCGGAUUCUGAAGAGCAACAUUCUAAAUUAACUAAGACCAAGAAAGCUAAGGUUGUAAUUUACUGGGUUAGUUAUAUUGACGACGCAGGUCAAAGAGUAUUGCUAUUUACUCAAGACGAAAAAGCAGCGUCAACAGCACGUAAAAAUAUUGAAAACAAUAAAUCUAGUAUUGAUAUAAUUGUAUCCAUGGAAGGACUGGGAUUAUCUCUGAGUACUUCUCACGGUGUCCACAUUGAGGAAAUUGCUUAUGUUAGUUUAACAGAUUCAGCUUCUGAAUGGAUGGUGAGAGUAGGAAAUGUUUGGAAACCUUUUACAGUUGAACUCGCAUGUUGGUUAGAAGAUAUGUGGAAAAAUGACAAUAAAAAAGCACAUUUAAAAGAUUAUAUUCACGUGGAUUUUGAUAAAAUGCAAAUGAUAAAACCUUUCUUUGGGCAACUAAGUCGUUCGUAUAAUCCUGCUGCACGAGGCCGAUGUAAAAUGACUUCAAAAACUACUACUAUGUCCUUCAAAAUUCAUAGAAUACAAUUGGACAACCAGUUAUCGGAUUGUACAUUUAAAACUGCAUUGUAUCAAACUUCUGCGUGCAAGACAUCAUUUUUGGAAAUAUCAUAUACCAAAACAUUAGUUUCUAAUCAUUUAGAUGUUUACAAAUAUUUUAAUAUAAGCCUUCAAGAUUUUACACUACAACUUGAUAGAACAUUUGUGGUUAGUAUGCAUAAAACUUUAUCUCCAUUUCUGGCAGUUUUUGAUUGCCCAUUAGAUGCAAGAUUCAGACAAGACGUAAGUUCACUUCAUGCACCUAAUAUACCACCGGGGAGAAAGUCUGGAAAGGUGUUUGUCGAAUAUUUUCAUUGUUCUCCAUUUAAUGUACAAUUAAGUUUUUCGGCUAAAGUACCUGAACUUAGCCCGUUGAAAAGCUCCACUAGUUUUGCAACAGAUGCUCUUUUGUAUAUACUCGAUGGCCAUUCGAACCGCUUAAGUGAUAUAAAAGCCGUAAAUCUGAAUGUGAAUAGCUUAACACGAAAAGGACUUUAUAAAGACUCAUUUAACUCAAUGUUUGGUUAUGGAUUGAAAUAUUAUGCACGGCAGUUAUUAAAACAAUGUCAUGUUUCUAUUUUUAAUUUGGAUGUAUUGGAAAACAUUUAUGAAAUUGACGAGAUUCAAAUUGAAAAACUUAAUUUUGAUGAAUACUUAGGACCUUUUUUAUGUGAAGAACAAGGUUCAUUUACAUCCAUUGAAAGUGAAGAAAAAUGGAAUUUUGAGGAACCAUUGCCGGAGCGAAUGAUUUCUGCUCACAAAGGAACAGAAAUGUCUGUUUUGUUAUCUAUGUCUGGUGCAAUACAAAGACCUCAUAUUGGUGGAGAGGACGAGAGUGCUGCAGAAUCGUUCUUUAGAGGUCCUGGUCGGAACUUACUGGCAGUCCUGUCAAAAUCAAACGUUUCCGACAAGGUGUCAAUGGCUUAUGAUGGAGUUAAAAGAAUUAUUGAAUCGGGAGAAGAGGUAGUGAUGCGAACACGAAUUCCAAGAUAUGUCAAUCCAAUGGGAAUGAAAAGUUAUUCUAUGUAUGAAGCUGUUGGUCUACAUUUGUUUAAAAUGUUAAGCCGUUCUUUACCAAAUGAUGGUUAUUGGGCGCACGUGAGUUUCCUCCCAGAAGGGAAAAAAGUUCUACUUAUUACAUUAAGACGAGUAAUUUUAGCUGAAAAAUACCGUACUAAAGGGCCGUGGGAAAUUGAAUGGAGUAUUUAUAUUGAUAACAUUGUAGAUGUACCAACAAUUGAAGAAAAUAAAUUAAUUUUCAAAGUUCGACAAGAUGAACAUCAUUCGAGUUAUUUUUUCCGUGGAGAUGAAAAAUGUAUUGAAUACAACGAUAAAACAACAUUGAAAUGGAUUAAGAAUAAAAUUCAACAAGUUAUGGUUUUAGGAUAUGAGGAUAAACCUCUUAAUCCUUAAAUAGUAAUACUAGUAAUAUUAAUCAAAACGUAUACACAAAUAAUAUUAGAACAUAGUUUAGAAUAAUUUCUUAGAUAUAUGAAACGAUUUAAUUAUAUCAACAUUUAUUAUCGUUGAAUAAUAACAAUAUAGGUAUAAAUAAUCCAAAGUAGUAUACUUCUAUUGUUUUUUGAAAUACACUUGGUCAAAAAGUAUAAUCAAACAUUUUAACUAUAAUAACACAUAUUUAUGUACCUAUGUUUUCUAAAUUGACGAUAGUCAUUUCUUUAUCUUGUAUGUGUAUAAUUUACCUACCUGAACUUGAUGAACUUUAUGUGCGAAUUUAGUAUGUAUAUCCUAUUUAUUUUGUAUUAAAUAUUUAAGUAUUGAUGAAAAACCAUACCUAUCUAUAUUCUAUAUCUUAUAAUUUAUAAGCCCAAAGUUACUUUUAAU